AUGUCAUUGAUGACUUGCAAAAUCUCAUACAUUCUUUCAGCAGAGUUUGUACGGGCUGCUGUUCCUGAUGGAAAAACUGUUGAUGCGAUGGUUUUAUCAACUGUGAAAAGGAAGACUUCUACUCCCCUCAAUGGGACUGAGCAUGAAGUAAACAUUGAUGAGGAGGAUGGCUUCAUCCUCAGAGAUCGUCUUCUCCCCCUCAUUAUUUGCCUGCUGAGAACGGACAAAGUUCCUGCAGUGCUCAGAAUGUACCGGGAUACCCUUAUUACUGUUAUGAAAGCUUCAAUCAAAUCCACAGUUGCAGAGAUGCUUCCAGUCUUGAUUUCCAAACCAAUAGAUUCUGAUUCAGUAACUGGAGACAGAGCUGCUGAUUCUGAUGCUGGAGGCCAGUCUUUAGCAAAUAAACUGCGUAGUCUAUCAUCUGAAGGUUUUGUUCAGCUUUUAUCGGCUAUUUUUAGUAUAGUUCAGGUACAUCUCCAGCAAGCAGCUGAAGUUAAAAAAAUAGUUCAGUGGAUCAUGCGAAACCUUGAUGGGAACAUAAGUCCUGAUGACACAAAUCCUGUUGUACAACACGGUGGCUCAGUUGAUCUUUCCCAAGAGAAAGACUAUGAUGUUACUUCACGGGUCUCUAAUACUGUUACACGCACUCCUACUAAGCUUCCGUUGUUUCAAGGAAAGACAAAUGAUAUGUCCAGUAUAAAUUCAAUAAAAAAUAUUCGAGCUGACGUGUUGAGAGAAAGCACAGAAGCAGUGUUUGCUGCAUGUGAUGCUGCACAUGGACGAUGGGCUAAGCUGCUAGGUGUUCGUGCUGCUCUACAUCCCAAGUUAAGGCUUCAGGAGUUCCUGAUCAUCUAUAAUAUAACAGAAGAAUUUAUAGCUGCUACAGAAAAGGUUGGAGGCAGGUUAGGUUACAACAUUCGCGGAAUUCUACAGCAACAGUCAAAGCAAUUUGUUGAGUAUCAGCAUAGUGUUCGGAUGGCAAAAAUUAAGGCAGUUCUUGACCAAGAGACGUGGAUCGCUGUUGAUGUUCCUGAAGAGUUCCAAGCGAUUGUUCUGUCACUGUCAUCAACUGACUUUCCUGUUAAUGGCAUGGAGAUGCCUAGCAAUGAUAACAACUCAAAGCUCAGUGAGGAUGGGGUUUCAACAAGUCAAGAAUCAGCACAUUCAACUGAAAAUAAUGUUGAAAAUAGCAAUGGAACAUCUACGACAAGCAAUGAAAACAAGGUUGAAUCCACUUCUCAGACUGAAAAUAGUGUUGCUGGCCAUGUUAGGCCAGUCUCGCAAACCAUUGUGCUUGGAGGUGUUGGCUAUCAUAUGGUGAACUGCGGUUUGAUAUUGUUGAAAAUGCUAUCAGAAUAUGUUGACAUCAGUAAAUGUUUGCCAUCGUUAUCUUUUGAGGUGGUCCAACGUGUUGUUGAGAUAUUAAAGCAUUUCAAUACCAGGACUUGCCAACUGGUUCUUGGCGCAGGUGCCAUGCAGGUAUCUGGUCUGAAAUCAAUUACUUCUAAGCAUUUAGCUUUAGCAAGUCAAAUUAUCAGUUUCAUACAUUCUUUGAUUCCAGAUAUUCGUCGAGUACUUUUCCUGAAAAUACCGGAAGCACGCAAACAUCUGUUGAUGUCUGAACUGGAUAGAGUUACUCAGGACUAUAAGGUUCAUCGAGAUGAAAUUCACACCAAGCUAGUCCAGAUAAUGAGAGAGAGAUUGCUAGCAAAUCUUAGAAAAUUACCGCAAAUCGUGGAAAGUUGGAAUGGACUAGAUGAUAAUGAUUCGCAGCCAAGUCUAUUCGCCAAAGCUGUUACAAAGGAAGUCACUUACUUGCAUCGCAUCCUUUCUCAAAUACUGCUUGAGGUAGAUCUGCAAGCGAUAUUCAGGCAAGUAGUCCAGAUAUUCCAUUCCCAUAUUACAGAAGCAUUUUCAAAGUUGGAAGUCAGUAGUCCUCAGGCAAAGAAUAGAUUAUGUCGAGAUGUUCAACAUAUUCUUGUAUGUAUUCGAAAGUUGCCUGCUCAGAACUUCAGCUCAGAACCUGUUCGAAAUUAUGGUAUUCUUGACGAGUUCUUGGCUGAGAAGUUCGGGACAAAAGUUGACGAGUGA
This is a messenger RNA of Triticum turgidum subsp. durum (durum wheat), 2091 nucleotides long. Lineage: Eukaryota; Viridiplantae; Streptophyta; Magnoliopsida; Poales; Poaceae. The record is from the annotation of a GenBank genome assembly.